Quercus lobata is the source of this 2162-nucleotide messenger RNA. Its product is annotated as receptor-like protein 52. Lineage: Eukaryota; Viridiplantae; Streptophyta; Magnoliopsida; Fagales; Fagaceae. The coding region runs from base 118 to 2142 and encodes 674 amino acids. Gene Ontology annotation, molecular function: protein binding. The transcript has a single exon. The record is from RefSeq and is a predicted model, not a curated record.
CGUAAAUUUCCCUGGUUCACACCCUCUUAAAGUGAGCAAAUUCCUAGUGAUUGCUCACCAAUUUCUCAUCUUUGAGUUGAGAAACCGGAAAAACGAACUUAGUGUCCAAAAUUCCAAAUGACCAUAACAACUAUCUUCCUCUCCUUCCUUCUCCUCCUUUCCGGACCGGCGACCUCUGAGUCUAAGCUAAAUGACAAAGAACAAACAAUCCUCCUGAAACUAAAGCAACAUUGGCAAAACCCAUCUCUAAGCCACUGGCAAAACCCACCAUCUCUAAGCCACUUAAACUCCUCCCACCAUUGUAACUGGCCAGAGAUCACCUGCACCAACGGCUCAGUCACCCAACUACUUCUUCAAAACAUGAACAUCACCCAAACAGUCCCACCCUUCAUCUGUGACCUCAAGAACCUCACAGUCAUUGACCUUUCAUACAACUUCAUUUGUCAAGAGUUUCCUAAAGCUCUCUACAACUGUUCCAAGCUUGAAGAGCUCGACCUCUCGCAGAAUUACUUCAACGGCACAAUCCCCGUUGACAUUCACCGCUUGUCUCACCUGCGCCGCCUCAACCUUGGAGCCAACAACUUCUAUGGUAACAUUCCAUCAUCUAUUGGACAAUUAACAGAGCUGAGGACGCUUCAGCUUUUCCAAUGUGCAUUCAAUGGUUCUUUCCCGCGAGAAAUAGGCAACUUGUUCAAACUUGAGUCACUCCAGUUGGCCUAUAAUGAAAACAUGACAGCAGCAAAGUUGCCUUCGAGUUUCACUGAGUUGAAGAAGCUUAAGUUUUUAUGGAUUACUGCGUCUAAUUUGAAUGGAGAAGUCCCAGACACGAUUGGAGAAAUGGAGGCUUUGGUACAUUUGGAUUUAUCAAUAAACAAUCUAACUGGGAAAAUUCCGAGUAGUUUGUUUAUGCUAAAGAAUUUAAGUAUUGUGUAUCUUUACGCAAACCAAUUGUCUGGGGAGAUUCCUAUGGUGGUUGAAGCAUUAAACAUUGAUACUAUUGACCUCUCGGUUAAUAAAUUGACCGGAAGCAUACCUGAUGAUUUUGGCAAACUCAGAAACAUAACAGGUCUAAGUUUGUUUUUCAAUCAAUUAUCUGGAAAAAUCCCAGACAGUAUUGGCCGUCUUCCAAGUCUGAUGGUCCUUAAAGUGUUUAGCAACAAUUUAACAGGGACUCUGCCUCCGGACUUUGGGCUGUAUUCUAUGCUUGUAGAGUUCCAAGUUGCGGACAAUAAGCUUGAAGGCAAGUUACCAGAACACUUGUGUGAUAACGAAGGGUUGGUGGGUGUGGUAGCUUUUAACAACAACCUCACUGGAGAAUUGCCUAAGUCGCUUGGCAAUUGCAAUGGUUUGAAAAUUGUGACUGUCUUCAAUAAUAGGCUUUUUGGGGAUAUUCCUAGUGGCCUAUGGACAUCAUUGAAUUUGAGCAUCUUGAUUUUAAGUAACAAUUCGUUUACAGGCGAGCUUCCUCAAAGAGUGGCAAAGAAUCUCUCAAGAUUGGAAAUAAAUAACAACAACUUUUCUGGUAUGAUUCCAGCUGGAGUGUCUUCCUGGAGGAAGUUGGUGGUAUUUGAGGCUAGUAAUAACCUCUUUACUGGCACAAUUCCUCAAGAAUUAACAUCUCUUCCUUAUUUAACAACUCUUUUUCUUGAUCAAAAUCAACUCUCAGGCUCCCUUCCACAAGAUAUUAUAUCAUGGAAAACGUUAAAUACUCUAAACCUUCGCCAAAAUAAAAUCUCUGGACUUAUUCCUCCGGAAUUAGGUAAUUUGGCCGGUCUUACUGAGUUGGACUUGUCAGAAAACCAAAUUUCUGGCCCAAUCCCACCACAACUUGGCCUCCUGAGGCUCACUUUGCUCAAUCUCUCUUCCAAUCUUUUGAAUGGGAGGAUCCCGACACAAUUCGAAAAUGAUGCAUAUGCCAACAGCUUCUUCAACAAUUCCGUACUUUGUGCGAGUAAGCCGACUCUGAAUAUUAGAAAAUGUGACUCAGAGGUAGAGCCCCAAAAAUCGAGCAAACAUCCAUCCCAGUGUCUUGUUUUAAUAAUAUAUAUGGUGGCAGCUGCUCUAUUGGGUUUGUUAGCUUCACUAUUCGUGGUCAGAUUUCAUCGUAAGAGAAAGCAUGGAUUAGAUUCCACAUCCACAUAGAAGCUUACCUCAUUCCAAGG